Pteronotus mesoamericanus is the source of this 2599-nucleotide messenger RNA. It is a transcript of the gene USP51, whose product is annotated as ubiquitin specific peptidase 51. The transcript has a single exon. Lineage: Eukaryota; Metazoa; Chordata; Mammalia; Chiroptera; Mormoopidae. Gene Ontology annotation, biological process: protein deubiquitination. Gene Ontology annotation, molecular function: cysteine-type deubiquitinase activity; zinc ion binding. The record is from RefSeq and is a predicted model, not a curated record. The coding region runs from base 1 to 2232 and encodes 743 amino acids.
AUGGCCCGCCGCAGCUGUGAAGCUAGGCACAUCAUUCACCGCAAUCCGUCUCAUUCCAUCUACAGUCGCAGCUCGAUUCCAGACGCCUUUCUCUUCAGGCCUGGCGGUGAGCUGAUGGCCCAAGUUCGAGAAGCUUCCUUACCCUCCGCCUCUUUGGUCUGCUGGAGCUCGGGAGGUGGGGGAGGAGCCUUGCCCGAGGAGGCAUCUGAGAAGGCGGGGGAGAUGGAGGAGGAGGCGGCGGUGGGGGCAAGGAAGGAUUGUGCAGGCCAGGAAGCUGAGAAGAUGAAGCUGGAGCCAUUACAAGAGCGUAAGCCCGCGCCUGAGGAAAACUUGACGUGGAGCAACAACUGCGGCGAUGAGAAGGUGCUCCCUUCAAAGCCCCCUCGCUGGUACAGCAGCUCCUCGUCCCUUUGCCCACGCCGCAAGCCCCGCCCUCGGCCCCGGCUCCGGGCCCGCUCCCGAGGCCCGCCCGGGCCUUCGGCCCCAACCCCGCCCCCUGCCCAUCCUCCUCCACUACCUCCAGGGCUUCGGCCCUGGCGCAGACCUCUGCGUAGAUCCCGGCAGGCUCCCAGGCCCCAGACGCGGCAAAGCUGUUUUGGUGACUUAGGCGGCUCUGGGGAUCGAGGUGGCUUUGGCGACUGGCUGCUGGAGGUGGAGUUUGAACAGGGUCCAGCAGGCUGCUGUCACGUGGAGAGCUUUAAAGUAGUGAAGAACUGGCAGAAGAACCUUCGGCUGAUCUACCAGCGUUUCGUCUGGAGUGGGACCCCAGAAACUAGGAAGCGUAAGGCAAAGUCGUGCAUCUGUCACGUAUGUAGUACCCAUAUGAACAGACUCCACUCUUGUCUCUCCUGUGUCUUUUUUGGCUGCUUUACUGAAAAACAUAUUCAUAAACAUGCAGAAACAAAACAGCACAAUUUAGCUGUAGACCUCUAUCAUGGGGUUAUAUAUUGCUUUAUGUGUAAGGAUUAUGUAUAUGACAAAGACAUAGAACAGAUUGCCAAAGAAACAAAAGAGAAAAUUUUGAAAUUAUUAAUUUCCACCUCAACAGAUGUUUCUCAACAACAAUGUAUGGAAUCAGGUGUUGAAGAGAAGCAAUCAACCUGUGAGUCAAAGGAACAGGAGCCAAAAUUGGUGAAGCCCAAGAAAAAGAGGAGAAAAAAGUCAGUCUAUACUGUAGGCCUGAGAGGGCUAAUCAAUCUUGGGAACACUUGCUUUAUGAAUUGUAUUGUCCAGGCACUUACCCAUAUUCCUCUACUGAAAGAUUUCUUUCUCUCUGACAAGCACAAAUGUAUAAUGACAAGCCCCAGCUUGUGUCUUGUUUGUGAAAUGUCUUCACUUUUUCAUGCAAUGUACUCUGGGAGCCGAACUCCUCACAUUCCCUAUAAGUUACUGCACCUGAUAUGGAUUCAUGCAGAACACUUAGCAGGGUACAGGCAGCAGGAUGCCCAUGAGUUCCUUAUUGCAAUAUUAGAUGUGCUGCAUAGACACAGCAAAGAUGAUAGUGUUGGGCAGGAAGCCAGUAACCCCAACUGCUGUAACUGCAUUAUAGACCAAAUUUUUACAGGUGGCUUGCAGUCAGAUGUCACAUGUCAAGCUUGCCACAGCGUCUCCACCACAAUAGAUCCAUGCUGGGACAUCAGUUUGGACUUACCUGGCUCUUGUGCCACAUUCAGUUCCCAGAGUCCAGAGAGGGCUGACAGCACAGUGAGUAAGAAUGACUAUAUACCAGGAAUCCCCUCACUCACAGACUGCUUGCAGUGGUUUACAAGGCCAGAACAUCUAGGAAGCAGUGCCAAAAUCAAAUGUAGUAGUUGCCAAAGCUACCAGGAAUCUACCAAACAGCUCACAAUGAAGAAAUUACCCAUUGUGGCCUGUUUUCAUCUAAAGCGGUUUGAACAUUUAGGCAAACAAAGACGAAAGAUUAAUACUUUUAUCUCCUUUCCCUUGGAGCUGGACAUGACUCCAUUUUUGGCCUCCACUAAAGAGAGCAGAAUGAAAGAUGGCCAACCACCAACAGAUUGUGUGCCCAAUGAGAAUAAGUAUUCCUUGUUUGCAGUGAUUAAUCAUCAUGGAACUUUGGAAAGUGGACACUAUACCAGCUUUAUCCGGCAACAAAAGGACCAGUGGUUCAGCUGUGAUGAUGCUGUCAUCACCAAGGCUACCAUCGAGGACUUACUCUACAGUGAAGGGUAUUUACUGUUCUAUCACAAACAGGGUCUAGAGAAAGACUAGUCUUACCAGACCACUUACCAGAACAAAGAAAAAGAAAUAAAUAGGCAAGGAUCCUGCAGUGAAACAAACCUGCCUACCUAUAUAACAAUGAGCACCUCUUCAAAUAUCACAAAAACCUCCUGAAAUGGACAAUGACAACAACACCUAUAUAACAGCACCUUGAUAUAAAGAACAUAUUUUACCAUGGCCUGUGGGAAAAAUGAAUACUAACUAGUGACCAUUCAGCCUUAAAUGGAGGAGGGAGGAACGGUCAAAAAUGGUCACAUAAACCAUAAUGAAAAUAAUGUUUUAGAUGGGGAGAUUGUGAAUAGACAUGUUCUGGCGCUACUAUAUGUCAUUUGUCCUACAAAAAUAUUGUGGGAAGUUG